AUGGCCGGCACCAUGCUCGUAGAGCAGCCCAGAUGCAUCACACAGAACCACAUAAACAAGACCAACCUGACGAGGCGGUCGACAGAAACCAGUGCUAUGAAAUCGGUGCUCAGUCGUGAUGAUGAUGUAUCUUCGUCUAGUUCUCCAUCCUUGUCUACACCAGAUGAUGAGGCCGAUUCGCAGCGACGUCUCGCCGUAAGAGGACAAGGAAACUAUAUAUACCUAGGAGAUGGACGCGAAAUACUAGAUGGCAGCGGGGGAGCGGCUGUUGCUUGUCUUGGACAUGGAGUCAAAGAGAUCACUGAUGCAAUGGUUGCUCAGGCUUCUGCUAUUUCCUACAUCCCCUGGGGUUUUAUGGAUAGCCAGAGCCGGCGGGAUUUAAGUAAAUGGAUAUCACAAUAUUCUAAUGGACAUUUUACGAAGACAUGGGUCGUAUCAUCUGGCUCCGAGGCGAUGGAAGGUGCAAUGAAACUUGCUCGGGAGUAUUUUACAUGGAUUGGGCAGCCCCAGCGUGUGAAUUAUAUCGCCAGAGACGAGUCAUAUCAUGGGAUCACAUUGGGUGUACUAGCCUUGGGAGGUCACGUAACGAGAAGGAGUUCGUUUGAACCACUUUUGGUAUCAAAUAUCUAUCGUAUACCUGCGUGUAACCCUUACCGCCAAAGGCUUCCUGGAGAAUCUGACGAAGAGUUUGUCUCUCGUAAGGCAGAAGAGUUGGAUCAGGCGUUCCUGCGGGCUGGUCCAGACAGUGUAGUAGCAUUUGUCGCCGAGCCAGUUGUUGGAGCAGCCGCCGGCUGUUUACCACCCGUCCCUGGCUAUUUCAAGGCUAUGAAAGCUGUAUGUAACAAAUACGGAGCUUUAUUUAUCCUUGAUGAAGUCAUGUGCGGCAUGGGAAGAACAGGCACUCUGUUUGCCUGGGAACAGGAGGGUGUCACCCCUGAUAUACAGGCAGUCGGAAAGGGGCUCGGUGGUGGCUACCAACCAGUCUCGGCCAUACUAGCCAGCGGGAAAAUUACUCAGGCAAUGGAGACCAAGGGUGCCGCCUUCACACAUGGACACACAUAUAUGGACCAUCCCGUCACCUGUGCGGUGGCUCUGCGGGUUCAGCAGAUCAUACAACGCGAUAACCUCCUUCCCAAUGUCCAGGCCCAAGGUCAAUUACUUGAGAAACUACUACGCCAUAAACUACGGAACUACCCCAACGUCGGUGACAUCCGGGGCCGCGGCUUAUUCUGGGGUAUCGAGCUCGUCAAGGAUAGGGACACGAAAGAGCCGUUCGACCCUAAACUUCAGAUUGCACGUCGUGUCCACGAGACGGCUCUAGGUGCCCCUCAUAAUUUGUCACUGUACUUUGGCCAGGGGUGUGCUGGUCAAGGUAGAGGUGAUCAUAUUAUGAUCAUGCCGGCGUAUAACGUCACUCAAGAAGUUGUCGAAACCAUCGUUGACAAGUUCGCGGCUGCACUCACAGAUGUCUUUGGCCAGCCAGAGAAAGAGCGUAAAGCCGAGCAAGACUAA
Molecule: messenger RNA, 1512 nt
Organism: Daldinia caldariorum
Lineage: Eukaryota; Fungi; Ascomycota; Sordariomycetes; Xylariales; Hypoxylaceae
Product: aminotransferase, class III
Exons: 3
Coding region: 1-1512 (503 amino acids)
Cellular component (GO): cytosol
Molecular function (GO): pyridoxal phosphate binding; transaminase activity
Source: RefSeq, a predicted model, not a curated record